AAAUUCGUUUUUUUAGUAAUUCCAAAGAGAUAUCUUUUCCUAUUUAAUGUCACACAAAUAUUGGAUACGAGAUGCGUUGAAGCUCGCGAAAAUGAAGGAUGCGAAGCUCAUCGGGAAAAAACAUUGUAACUUCUUGCGACUGCUGCAACCGUCCUGUGACUGACCGUACAUAUUUUCUAGGACUUUGUAUUUCGAUCUAGUUAGCAGUUUAGUAAAGCGUUCUGAUACAGAUGUUUGUGCCUUAAUUCCGCUGUAACCGUCGGUUGAGGUUAGAAUACUGCGAAGCGGCGGAUUGAAAGACGUUUCUGGAAAUUCUCUGAAACUACCACAAUGACUACACCUCCAAAUUCGGGAUUAUCCUUUGGGACACCAAAAACAACAACAGGAAUCACUGGCUUGACCUUUGGUACUCCCACCACAAUGACUUCUGGAACUACCUUUGGUCUUAGCAGUAAUACCAUUGCAACAACCACAGCUUUGUCUGCAACACCAAAUCUGCCCAAUUUUGCUCUUACAAGUAAUGUCACACCCACAUCUGGAGUAUCACUCUCCUUUGAUCCCGCUAAAGUAUCUACAACCACAACAACAGCUACAGGAUUUCCUUUGGCAACAACUACAGCAGGAGGCUUCAGUUUUGGUGUUCCAGCAGCAAAACCUCUGACAGGAUCCACUGGCUUGACUUUUGGUACUCCAAAUCCUAUGGCCAUUGGAACCGGCUUUGGUUUAGGCAGCACAACUACGACUACAACGUCCACAACUACAGUAGCAUCAGCCCCAAGCUUUAAUCUGACCAGCAGUUCAGCACCAACACCUGUGAGUGGGCUCUCAUUCGAUGCUUCGAAAACUGGCACCACCACAGCUGCUUCCACAGGAUUUUCUCUUGCGAUAACUACAGUGGGCGGAUUUAGUUUCGGGGUCGGCACAACGGCAACCACUUCAACAGCGUUUCCAUUGAGCAAAACAACUUCUGCCGCUAUCUCAACCAGUCUAACAGCGCCAGCAGCCCCUCACACUUCUCUCGGAACCACCACCACUGUCACUUCUGCAACCGGUAUUCAACCAGCGGCUAUCAAUUUCUGUCAACUCGAAGAGUCGAUAAACAAGUGGACCUUAGAAUUAGAAGAACAAGAGAAAGUAUUCGUGAACCAAGCGACGCAAGUUAACGUUUGGGACAAAUUGCUGAUAACGAACGGGGAGAAGAUAGUAAUAUUGAAUCAGGAGGUCGAAAGGGUGAAAUUUGAACAACAGCAAUUAGAACACGAAUUAGACUAUGUGAUUGGGCAGCAGAAGGAGCUGCAGGAGUGCCUGGUGCCAUUAGAAAAAGAACUGGCGUUGCUCUCCGUCUCGGAUCCCGAUCGAGAGUACACGUACCGUUUGUCGGAGAACCUCGACACGCAAUUGAAACGCAUGUCGGAGGACCUGAAGGAGAUAAUAGAACACUUGAACGAAGCGAACCGCGCUCAGGACUCCAGCGACCCCAUUGUCCAGAUCGGCAAGAUCUUGAACGCGCACAUGAACAGUUUGCAGUGGCUGGAUCAACAGACAUCUUUGCUGAGCCAGAAAAUCCAACAGAUCGACCAGAUGCAUCAGAACUUUAGGCAAGAGAGUGAACAGAAUCUGCAUCUAGCUUACAAUUAGUCCCGAUCGCGUUGUGAACUCCCACGGACUCGCAAGGAUCAUUUUGUUCUUACUUCUCCCUUGGAAAACGUUAGCUUAGUCGAUCCAACGGAGAGAGUGAAUAGCGCGCAACUGGAUACGAUUGAAAUAAACGUAUAUUUUACAUUUCGGUAA
This is a messenger RNA of Dinoponera quadriceps, 1791 nucleotides long. It is a transcript of the gene Nup62, whose product is annotated as nuclear pore glycoprotein p62. Gene Ontology annotation, molecular function: structural constituent of nuclear pore; phospholipid binding. The transcript is spliced from 5 exons. The coding region runs from base 331 to 1638 and encodes 435 amino acids. The record is from RefSeq and is a predicted model, not a curated record. NCBI's taxonomy places the organism in Eukaryota, Metazoa, Arthropoda, Insecta, Hymenoptera, Formicidae. Gene Ontology annotation, biological process: protein import into nucleus; RNA export from nucleus. Gene Ontology annotation, cellular component: nuclear pore central transport channel; nuclear pore.